AUGGACGGCGAGGCGGCCGCGCCGACCGGGGGGGCGGGCCCCAAGUACAUCGUGGAGCACCUGGACGAGCUGGAGGAGUGGAGCAUUCUGGAGUACAUACACAUAUGCGAAACGGUGAAGGACCAAAAUGUCAUAUUCACCAAAUUUGACAGGCCCUUUGGCGAAGUAUCGGAGGAGCACAACCCGACGUGCUACAAACAGCCCAUCAGCGAGUUGAAGGACAAAUUCGAGUGGAAAAAAAUAUGCCUCUUGGAUAUGAAAGCGACGAGCACUUUAACGUGCAGCGAUAGGGAGCACUUGGAUUACUUGCUCUUUGGAGGGAUACUCGGAAAUGUUCCAUCGGAUGACAGGACCUCUAUUUUGCGGAAGUGCCAGUUUGUCAUUUCGAGAAAUCUUGGGGACAUGCAGAUGACUACAAACACCGCCGUCCUCGUCUGCCACAUCAUUUUAGAUAAGCACGUGGAGUUUAAGGACAUCCCUUUUGUGGACAGCCCAGAAAUUCCCUUGCGAAAUGAAAAGGAGACGAUGGUUCUUCCCUUUCGUUUUGUCUCCAAGUCGUUUUUUACGGGGAUGGAGGGGGAUAGAAAUGUGCCCGUGCUGCCGCGGAAUUUUACUGAAUAUUUGAUUGGCCUGGGGGACCAGCGCGUGGGGGACCUGGACGAGUUCCUCUCGGGGGUGGUGGUGUAG
Molecule: messenger RNA, 687 nt
Organism: Plasmodium vivax (malaria parasite P. vivax)
Lineage: Eukaryota; Apicomplexa; Aconoidasida; Haemosporida; Plasmodiidae
Exons: 1
Coding region: 1-687 (228 amino acids)
Biological process (GO): peptidyl-arginine methylation
Molecular function (GO): protein-arginine omega-N monomethyltransferase activity
Source: RefSeq, a predicted model, not a curated record